AUGGCCUCCCGAGCAUUUCCCGCCAAAUACGAAAAGAUCCAUGAUGAAGAGUGCCUCGAAACAGAUUCAGAACCUCGGUGGAGACAGCGGCGCACGAGUCAGUGGGUCACGUGGUCGAGCAGGGUUACAGCCUUCCUCAUGGUAAACCUACUGAUCGUUGGACUGCUGCUCCACACUCUCGAGCCUCUGAUCACUCUUCUGCGCAGAAAUAAAGAGCUUUUCGGUCCUCGGGUGGCUCUGCCUAGCUCUAAUAUCUUACAUGAUCGAAAUAGGACUGCCCAAUUGAGUCAUAUACCAUUUAUUUUGCAUCAAACUACUGCGACAGAGACGAUUCCAGAUCAUUGGGUCGGGCCGCAGAAUAGCUGCAAGCAAGCUUACUCGGACUUUGAAUACAAGCUGUGGACUGAUGCAUCAGCUCGCGAUUUCCUUGCCAAUCAUUACCCAUGGUUCGUGGACACUUGGGACAACUAUCCUUUCCCUAUCCAGCGGGCCGACUCGAUUCGCUAUUUUGUUUUGUAUCACUAUGGUGGUAUCUACCUUGAUAUGGAUACCUGGUGCAACGAAACUCUGCCCAUUCACAAACUCGGAUCAGGCACAGCCAAACACUAUGCCCUUUUCAAAUCCACUCUUCCAACGGGUGUCACGAAUGACCUCUUGAUUACCUCUGCAAAACAUCCCGCUUAUGCAGCAGCGAUUACCCAAUUACCUGUGUUCAAUGCCAUCACCCGAGUCUGGGCACGGUGGCAGCCACACUGCGCUAUCAUGAUCUCCGCCGGUCCCAUGUUCCUGACAAUGGUGCUGAAGGGAUACUUGCUCAAGCAACCGUCGUUGCCCUCGCCCACCGUCGGGGUCAUUAAUGCAACCGAAUUAGCGCCAUACAUCAUUGACCUCGAAAGUAGCACUUGGCAUCGAGCGGAUACAAAGAUAUUUGUGUGGAUUGGAGAUCGACCGUGGACGUGGUUCAGCAUGGGGGUGAUAGGGCUUGCUGCAGGCUUAUUUGUUUUCAAUCGCCUGCUCCUGACUCUUUGUGAUGUUCUUCGCAAGACUCCUUCUGGCACCUUUGGCUCCAAAGUUUUCAAAGCAGCAUGA
Penicillium lagena is the source of this 1089-nucleotide messenger RNA. RefSeq names its product glycosyltransferase family 32 protein. Gene Ontology annotation, molecular function: mannosyltransferase activity. The record is from RefSeq and is a predicted model, not a curated record. The transcript is spliced from 2 exons. Lineage: Eukaryota; Fungi; Ascomycota; Eurotiomycetes; Eurotiales; Aspergillaceae. Gene Ontology annotation, biological process: mannosyl-inositol phosphorylceramide biosynthetic process. Bases 1 to 1089 code for a protein of 362 amino acids.